UUAAACAAAUAACUUACAUGGGCCUCAGUUUAUUGCUAACGAAAGUACUAUAUAAAUCUGUUUCGCCCAACACCACUAGGCACUUCGGUGUUGCGGCAGAUUAGAAUAUAGAAACUUCAUUUCUAUUAUUCACAGAUACAGUGUAACAAUGCAGUUCUGGAAAGUUUUUCUUGUUAUCUCUCUCAUGUCUCGUGUUGAAUCGGAGGGUGAACAGACACAGCUGCAGAGUAGCCUAAGUUUAUCUAGUAACCACGAUAAUCCUGAUUUAUGGAUGUUGAUGAAGCAGGUGGACAGACUUGAAACCAAACUUUCUCAAUAUGACGAAAAAAUUGAGAAAUGUGUCAAGCAAGAUAAAAAUGGACUAAUCCACGAAACACAAGUUGCGUUUCAUGCACGUUUGGCAAAAAGUGUUACGCUUCAUGGAGCACAGACUGUUAUUUUUGACAAGGAUAUAACUAACAUUGGCAAUGCUUAUAACCCACACACAGGACUAUUCAAAGCGCCUUACGCUGGACUUUAUUUCUUUUCGUGUACAUUCUUGAAGCAAAGAUCUACUUUCCUGCGUGUUCAGAUGAUGAAGAACGAUAUUGAGAUACAAUUGGGAUAUGCAAAGACAAGUAAUGCAAAGGCAGAUGCUGGUUCAAUGAUUGCAGUAGUAUAUCUAAAGGCUGGAGAUAUAGUUAAAGUUCGCCAUCAUCCUACCUUCGGAUCAGGAACGAUGCACGGACAUUGGAGCUUUUUCACAGGAUAUCUUAUUUAAUAAAUAUAUAUUAGACUUAG
Molecule: messenger RNA, 780 nt
Organism: Mytilus trossulus (common blue mussel)
Lineage: Eukaryota; Metazoa; Mollusca; Bivalvia; Mytilida; Mytilidae
Product: heavy metal-binding protein HIP-like
Exons: 3
Coding region: 149-760 (203 amino acids)
Molecular function (GO): protein binding
Source: RefSeq, a predicted model, not a curated record